AUCGACAUCCCAAAUACGAAUAGUGAGACCUUCAAGAGGUUGUUUGUUGUUUGACAUGAACAACCAAAUGGGAUCCUCUUUUGAUUCUAUCACAGAUUGCUGCACUUCAGUCACUUUGUUACAUCUUGCUGAGUCUGAUCAUCACUAUUGCACUCACACUGAAUGGCACUGACCUAUCACUCGACUUGAUAUUCAACGAUAAGGAAAUCAGAACAGACACAGGGUUUGGGUGGUCACUCAUCUUUGUAUGGAUUGUGAAUGCGUUUGUCAGUAUACCUCUGUUGAUGGUGAUUGUUCAACGUGCAAAGCAAAUCCUCGAUUUUGUCCUUACGUUUCAUUUCUUUCACUUGCUGAUCUCAUGGAAAACAAGCCAUCAUUUUCCUACAGGCACAGCAUGGUGGGUACUUCAGGUAGUGAAUAUUGCUAUCAUGACACUGGGAGGUGAAUGGGCUUGUAUGCAUCGAGAAAUGAAGCCUAUUUUGACUACAGGAGGUCAAAAGAAGAGCAAGACAUCCAUGAGCCAUGAUCCUGUAGCCUCCACAAGUCAGUCACUCGACACCAUGUCGGAGGAGAUGGGAAAAAGACUCAAGCGAAAAGUAUCUGAUGCUGAACAAAAAGAAGAUGAUGAUACAGAUACUCACGUCGAUCAUCAACAAGGCGCAUUAUUAGCUGCUGUAGGAAAAGCCAAAAAAGCCAUCAUAUCCAACAACAGUCGACCUAAACGCCAUGGAAAGCAGAAAUAUGACCAAAUCCCCUUGGAUGAACUAGACAAUGAUAAUAGUAGUAGCAUGAUAAAAUAAAAAAUAAAAUGUGGGAUAGGACAUGUUCAAAGUCAGCAAGGACAUCGUUAAAAAAAAAAAGUUUUUCU
Messenger RNA from Gilbertella persicaria, 868 nucleotides. Its product is annotated as integral membrane protein S linking to the trans Golgi network-domain-containing protein. The transcript is spliced from 3 exons. Bases 285 to 800 code for a protein of 171 amino acids. The record is from RefSeq and is a predicted model, not a curated record. Gene Ontology annotation, biological process: Golgi to plasma membrane protein transport; Golgi to endosome transport; protein localization to Golgi apparatus. Lineage: Eukaryota; Fungi; Mucoromycota; Mucoromycetes; Mucorales; Choanephoraceae. Gene Ontology annotation, cellular component: Golgi membrane; trans-Golgi network.